AUGAAGAAGGCGGAGGUGACCAUAAUGACGGCGACUGAACAUCGGAUAGAGCUCCGACGGAGGUGGACACAAGUGAAGAGGGGUAUUCACUGGGUGGCAUGGAACAAAGUCACAGUCCCUAAGAGUUCUGGUGGUUUGGGCUUUAAAGAUGUCAAAGUCUUCAAUGAUUCUCUUAUUCUAAAGCAACUGUGGAAACUUUUGACUAAACCUAACUCAUUGAUGAUUAGAGUUCUUAAGAAAAGAUAUUUUCCUUCUGGUUGUGUGCUGGUUGCUAAAAAGAGUAGUGCUGCUUCUUGGUUAUGGAACUCCUGGGUGACAGUUCUCAAUAUGCAUAAAGAUGGGUUUAGAAGGGAGGUUAAAGAUGGCAUAAAUACUAAAAUCCUAUCUCAUCCUUGGGUUGCUGGUCUUAGCAUAGGUAAGCCUUCUUUAAGAGCUGAAGUGAAUGAUUUCUCUCUGACUUGGGUUAAAGAAUUGUUGUCGGAUGAUGGGAGGAGUUGGAAUGUAGAUCUUGUGAGGGAGCUCUUUACUCCUAAAUCUUGCAAAGCCAUCCUUCAUAUUAGAAAUUUAAAUCCAACAGAAAAGGAUAGAUGGGUUUGGAAGGCUGAUUCAAAAGGAAAAUUUUCACUGGCUUUGGCUUACUCAGUUGCAAGGGAGGAGUUAGAAUGUAGAUCUUGUGAGGGAGCUCUUUACUCCUAA
Messenger RNA from Striga hermonthica, 696 nucleotides. NCBI's taxonomy places the organism in Eukaryota, Viridiplantae, Streptophyta, Magnoliopsida, Lamiales, Orobanchaceae. The record is from the annotation of a GenBank genome assembly.